GGGCGGCCCCGACGAGCGCAGCCUGUACAUCAUGCGCGUGGUGCAGAUCGCCGUCAUGUGCGUGCUCUCGCUCACCGUGGUCUUCGGCAUCUUCUUCCUCGGCUGCAACCUCCUCAUCAAGUCCGAGGGCAUGAUCAACUUCCUGGUGAAAGACCGGAGACCGUCUAAGGAGGUGGAGGCGGUGGUCGUGGGGGCCCGGCCGCGCCCCCUCACCAUCCGAGACCGGGCGAAGCAAACCUGUCGGAGUCAAUUAUUUCUCCCGACUCCUGCCUUUCGGGAUGAAGCGACCUGUUUCUCGCUCGCUCUUGGAAAGUCCCCAGGCCUGGCUGGAGGAGGAGAGCGCCCUGACUCUGGACUGAGCAGCAAGUGGCAAGAAGAGGGAGAUUAGGGCGCAAACUUUGGAAGCUGCUUGGGAUGCGGGAAAACCGACGGGGCAAAGGCCCUUCUCCACCCGCAGGUGGGCCAAGCUCUGGGGGCAGGUGGAGAGGGCGGGCAGGGGAGAGACCCACCAGCACCGGAUGCCCCAUGGCCUGGAAAGCGAUCCGUGCAGACGCCACGGAACAAAACUAAUGGGGGCUCAAAUCCGUGUCCGGAUUGGCGCCCGUUCUCUCCCGGUCCUCCCAGCCCUGGCGGGAGAGGCGAUGAAUACCUUGGCUUGAUUGCAACGUGCCGUUUUAAGGGGUUUUUGUGUUUGCUUGACCAUAAAUAUUUGAUAACUCUUUUUCUGCCCUAGUGACCUGUUUGCCUGCCUGGGAGUUAGGGUUUUGUCAUCGUGGGGAAAAGGGUGGGGGAGGGGAAGCCUGCGAAUGUGAACGGGGUGAGUUGUUUCUUUUAUUUCAUUCACAACUGGGUCUUUGGAGAGGGGGGCUGGCGCCACAGCUGGCCCCCGGCAAAGACCCGAAGUAGAACUGUGUCUGUAGCUCGUGACUGCACGAUUUAUGCCACAAAAGUGCUCUUGACAUUCGUGACACCGUUUUGACUCUUUUUUCCCCCCGUGUUUAACAUUUUCCUUAAU
Molecule: messenger RNA, 1015 nt
Organism: Myotis brandtii (Brandt's bat)
Lineage: Eukaryota; Metazoa; Chordata; Mammalia; Chiroptera; Vespertilionidae
Gene: RPRM
Product: reprimo, TP53 dependent G2 arrest mediator candidate
Exons: 1
Coding region: 32-388 (118 amino acids)
Biological process (GO): regulation of mitotic cell cycle
Cellular component (GO): cytoplasm
Source: RefSeq, a predicted model, not a curated record